GUGCAGAAUUUUGGUGAAGGGCAGCGUUAAAAGGGUUGCUCAUGCCUUUCUUGCCAGCCCAAAGGCCAGCUACUCAGAGGUUUGGACGUCUUGCCCUGCCGGAUUUUCUUACAUCUUUUCCAGAUUACAUUCACAAUGUAGAGUUUGUCAUAGAGGAUUUACCUCCAGCGUUUUAUAUGAGGCAAAAGGAACCUUAUGGAAGGUAUACAAUUCUAAAUCGAGUUGUUUGUUCCUAACAAGUGAGACAGUGUCACACCAUGCUCGAAUUGCCUGGAAACGGCUACUUCAAAUUCAUUCAAGCGGCGGAGCAAUUCUGCCACCGAUAAGUAGGGUUACGUGUAUGAUGAGCCUUGCUUUGUCUCGCUCACAUCUGGUUUCUCCUGGCAUUUUGGCCUUCCUUAUCGGAGAGCUAGCAUGGAAGCGAAGUGUGUUUGCCGAAGCAGAAGGCUUCACAUCCCCGGAAUCACUCUACAUGCAUGCAAAGGAUGGACAUGUCUACCUGACUUCAGUUGUCUUCUUACUUGUAGAGGGCUUGAUUUUGCUCUUCAGAGCUGUAUACUUAACACUAUUGUUCUCCCCGUGUAUACUUAUGGCUCCUUUUGCAGACUCCCUUGGUAUUGAAUUUAGGAAGAAGUGGCUUCGUGCUGUGCGAAAAACUCUAGAGAAGGCAGGUCCAGCGUUCAUUAAGUGGGGUCAAUGGGCGGCAGCAAGGCCAGAUCUAUUUCCAGAUGAUAUGUGUAAUGAACUUGCGGAACUCCAUUCUAAGGCACCAGCACAUAGCUAUGCGUACACAAAAAGAAGCAUCGAAAAGGCGUUCGGACGCAAGCUGCCUGAAAUAUUCGAAAAUUUUGAGGAGGAGCCUGUCGCAUCUGGUAGUAUUGCUCAAAUUCAUCGGGCUACCUUGAGAUUUCGAUAUCCUAGACAACGGGUUAAACCCAUUCGUGUGGCCGUCAAAGUUAGGCACCCAGGCGUUGGUGAAUCUAUUAGGAGGGAUUUCGUAUUAAUUAACUUGUUUGCAAAAGUUUCAAAAGUCUUCCCGACUUUGAAGUGGUUAAGACUGGAUGAAAGCAUACAGCAGUUUGCGGUCUUUAUGAUGUCUCAGGUUGAUCUUUCUAGGGAAGCAGCUAACUUAAGUCGGUUCAUAUACAACUUCCGCAGAUGGAAGGAUGUAUCAUUUCCCAGACCUCUAUAUCCUUUGGUGCAUCCAGCAGUUUUAGUGGAAACUUAUGAAGAUGGUGAAAAUGUCUUGCGCUACAUUGAAGAGCUUGAAGAACAUAUUAAAGAGCUCGACGGACGUGAGAGUGUCAGAAGUGCCCUUGCGCACAUUGGGACUCAUGCACUACUAAAGAUGAUGUUGGUGGACAAUUUCAUACAUGCAGACAUGCAUCCUGGGAACAUUCUUGUUAGAACACCGCAAGACAGAGGUUCAGGUAAAGGACUUUUCAAAUCGAGGCCUCAUGUGGUCUUCCUAGAUGUGGGUAUGACUGCUGAGCUAUCUAAUAAGGAUCGACUCCUUCUGCUGGAGUUCUUUAAGGCUGUGGCACUUCGAGAUGGCCGCUCUGCCGCAGAAUGUACUCUUGGACUAUCUAAACAACAGAGCUGUCCGAACCCAGAGGAAUUCAUCAAGGAAGUGGAGGGAACUUUUGACUUUUGGAGAACACCUGAAGGGGGUGGCAUUCAUCCGGCGGAUUGCAUGCAACAAUUGCUUGAGCAAGUUAGACGUCAUCGGGUGAAUAUUGAUGGCAACAUUUGCACUGUGAUUGUGACUACUUUGGUGUUGGAGGGAUGGCAGCGAAAACUGGAUCCGGAAUACGAUGUGCUGCAGACAUUGCAAAAGUUGCUUUUCAAAGAAGACUGGGCGGAGUCUCUCUUUCACACAAUUGGAGGACUGAUGGCCCCUUAAAAAAGUCUCAUUUGCUUGCUUCUGCUCCCGACCCCAACGUAGGGGAAACGAUUCCACAAUUUUGAUGGAGUAAUAUCUCGUAAAGGAAAGAUAAUAUACACAACAUCUGGUAUUAUAAGAGAAUAAGGAUGAAAUGCCUUUAAAAAAAAACUGCGAUUAGUUUAGCUCUAACCUUGAAUUCUUGUUAUUUUUUCUUAUUCUUGAUCACUGUGUGAGAAUAAAUAUCAAGAAUGUAUUGAUGAGAGAGUUCUGGGAUUGACGCCGUAUGUCUCACGGUAGGCUGAUGCAUCCAAUUCCGUGAUCAAACCCGUGGAAAUGUGAGGGAAAUUUUGUAAUCCAACUUUUACUUCCCCAAUGAUUGUGUAGUAAGUACUUUCAUAGCGAUCUGAAGAUUCUGCGACAAAUCUCAACUCUUCUUUUGAUACUAUUUGCAAUGGUUAAUACCUUCUCUUACGGGUAAUCUUGUCUCUUAUGGAACUUAUAUUCAACUAGUUGAGGAGUAGUUUUAUGAACUGUUCAGCUAUGCAACAUGGGGAAGAUCCUUCUGAUGUGUAAUGAGUAAUCCCUCCUCUUAUGGGUAAUAUUGUAUCCCUUGAGGACAUUAUAUUCAAUAUAAUUUGGUAUAUUGCUUGA
Molecule: messenger RNA, 2536 nt
Organism: Nicotiana tabacum (common tobacco)
Lineage: Eukaryota; Viridiplantae; Streptophyta; Magnoliopsida; Solanales; Solanaceae
Source: RefSeq, a predicted model, not a curated record